CAGUCGGUGGAAACAUGAGGGAAAUAGUGCAUUUACAAGCCGGACAGUGCGGAAACCAAAUCGGUGCUAAGUUCUGGGAAAUUAUCUCCGAAGAACAUGGUAUCGACCCAAGUGGCAUUUAUCACGGCGAGAGCGACCUUCAACUCGAACGCGUUAGCGUCUACUACAACGAGGCUUCUGGUGAGAAAAAUAUUCAUUAA
Ctenocephalides felis (cat flea) is the source of this 200-nucleotide messenger RNA. Its product is annotated as tubulin beta-4B chain-like. The transcript has 2 exons. The record is from RefSeq and is a predicted model, not a curated record. Gene Ontology annotation, molecular function: structural constituent of cytoskeleton; GTP binding. The coding region runs from base 15 to 200 and encodes 61 amino acids. Gene Ontology annotation, biological process: microtubule cytoskeleton organization; mitotic cell cycle. Gene Ontology annotation, cellular component: cytoplasm; microtubule. NCBI's taxonomy places the organism in Eukaryota, Metazoa, Arthropoda, Insecta, Siphonaptera, Pulicidae.